UGACGUAGAAGUGCAACGCAAUUACCGUGCGCCGUGGUGAAACAUGGCUGAGAAGAAGGGAGGCUCGCAGGGGUCAGCACCGUAUGCGCACCGCAUUGAUCCCAAGCAAGAUAAGCUCAGCCCUGAACAGCAACAGUCCAUGAGGAGGGCGGAGGUAGCGCAGUGGGGAAGAAAUGUUGGGAAGCUGCGGAGUAGGAACCUGAUAACCGGACUUGCUAUUGGUGGCAUCGUUUUGAGUAUAUAUGGAUACACUUUCUAUUCUGUGUCCCAGGAAAAAUUCCUAGAUGAACUGGAAAAUGAAGCAAAAGUGGCACGAGCCAAUUUUCCUAAAACUUCUGCCAACUGAACAGAAUCAUUUGAGAUGGGGACCGUCUUCAUAUGAAGGAGCUGGAGGACUUAUUUUCAAUUCUUUGCCUAUUAAAUUCUGUGUAUCCCAAGAAACGUGAUCAUUCAUCUAGGAGUUGGGUUGUUUACAAUCUUUUCAGAUUGCAGUAGUUUGGCUUGUCUAUAUUGAUUAUGCUAGUAUAUUUAAAAUAAAGUGCUUACUAUGAACUGA
This is a messenger RNA of Pelobates fuscus (common spadefoot toad), 556 nucleotides long. Its product is annotated as cytochrome c oxidase assembly factor 3 homolog, mitochondrial. The transcript is spliced from 2 exons. Gene Ontology annotation, biological process: mitochondrial respiratory chain complex IV assembly. Gene Ontology annotation, cellular component: mitochondrial inner membrane. The record is from RefSeq and is a predicted model, not a curated record. The coding region runs from base 44 to 346 and encodes 100 amino acids. NCBI's taxonomy places the organism in Eukaryota, Metazoa, Chordata, Amphibia, Anura, Pelobatidae.